Messenger RNA from Anolis carolinensis (green anole), 5136 nucleotides. RefSeq names its product olfactory receptor 6B1. Gene Ontology annotation, biological process: G protein-coupled receptor signaling pathway. NCBI's taxonomy places the organism in Eukaryota, Metazoa, Chordata, Lepidosauria, Squamata, Anolidae. Bases 2147 to 3118 code for a protein of 323 amino acids. Gene Ontology annotation, cellular component: membrane. The transcript has a single exon. The record is from RefSeq and is a predicted model, not a curated record. Gene Ontology annotation, molecular function: odorant binding; G protein-coupled receptor activity; olfactory receptor activity.
CCUUCCACCAAGUGCAUUGUUCUUUCUGAACAGUGUGAUUUGACAGCAUUGUGAGAAUUUCUUACUAUAGCUUCUUAUUGAAAUAGGACUUUUAUUGGAUUAACAGAUAUUUACUCAGAUGAAGUUGCAGCUUAGGUGAGGAGUCAAGAUGAGCUGUCUUGAAAACAGUUCCAAGUUUAACUUCAUCUUAUUUUUUUUAAAACUACACAAGAUUUUUAAAAACUGUUCAAGGUAUAACCAAAUGUUACUUAGAAAAUAAUGUGAAGCAUUCUUUGGAAGUUCACCUGAAACUCAGGUAAAUGAUGAAUUCAUUUUUACUUGUUUCACUCAUUUUGCUUCUCUGGUUUAGCAAAUAUAAAAUAUGAUUGUACAUUACAUUUAGCACUAAAAUGAUGACUGAGAAAAAUAGUAAGGACAAGGAGAGAAAAUCAAUGAUGGAAGAGACAUGACAAUAAUGAGAGAUUUGAAUUUAAAUUAGAGAAAUGUGUAUGAAAGAUUGACAGCUCUACAAGUGUUUUUUUCAUGCAGAGUGAAGUUUUACCACUUUUCCCAUGUCAUCACAGCUUUCAAUUUGGAAUUACAUGUCGAGCAGGGAAACUAUACGCAUAUGUGUUCAGAAAUAACUUAAUCAUAUUUAUUUUGCUUACUCUCAACUGUGUUUAGAUUUGCAGUCAUAUGUCAUUGAAAAAUGUAAUGCAGUACAACUACUAUCUAGAAGUGUAGCUUGAUCUUCCCAUUGCAAUAUUCUGUGUCAGGGUCUCUUCUUGAAUCAUCAAACUUUCUCCAAUACAACUUAUUGACCACUUUAUAGGACAUGCCAUUUUGAUUUCUUUAGUUAUGCAAUGAUUAAAUCAAUACCUGACUCAUAAGCUUCUAUUUCAUAUAGCAGCAAAUAAUGUUAUUGUUAUGACAGGUAUUGUGAUGAAUGAGUUUGCAUCUAGAUUUUGUAACAUAUAGAAACAUGCUAGAAUCAUUAGGAAUUAGGUUAGUCUUGAUGUAUUAUUCCAUUAAUUUCAGUGGAUGUAUUGACACUUAAUGGGUUUAAAUCCAUUAAUCCCAACUACAGAAGCAAUUGAAAUUGCAGGGUUAGAAUAAAUGGUAUAUAAAAUGAAAAGCCUAUAUGAAAUAUGUGAGUUAUGGGAUGUAUUACAUGCAGAAUAUAAACUAUCAAAACAGCAUAUGAGUUAUGUAGUUUAUGAGAAUGCUGAAGAUUUGAUUAAGAUAAAAAUUCUUACUAGCUAAUAGCUAUAGAAAUUAUUAGGAAUAGUAGCUCCUGGUAAUGAUAUAUCUUUAAUCUGAGAUGAAUUUUCAUGAAAUGUGAAAUUAGCCACAUUUAUGUGUAUUAUUCUACAUAAUAUUUUGCAUGCAACCCAACUCCAAUUUUUCUUUAGGAAUGCCAAAGUCACAUAUUAGCUUUAUAGAUCAUAGUUAUUAAAAUAUUACAUUUCUUGUAUUUUAGAAAUAAUUGUGUUAACACUAAAUUAUAGCAGUAAAAUUGUAAGAAAUAAACAUUGUCCUAAUAUCCUAUGGUGAAGUAGAAACCAUCUGAUAUAAAUUAAUUAUUAUACCUAAUCAUAAAUUAGUUCAAUUUUUUUUAGUGUUUGAUUUUAGUUAUUUUCACUUAGGUUGGACGUUUGAGGGGGUUGCUUUGCUUGUAACCAAGAGGAGCUGGCAGCUCUCACUAACAAACAUGUAGAUAAUUUGUAGCUCUAAAAAUUAGUACAAAAUAAUUUUAAAGAUGAGAAAAAUAUGUCCCUAGGGAUUCUGUUUCUUAAAAAAAAUAGUUCAUUCCAGCAGCCAUGCUAAAAAUUUGAAGACUAAGUUUGCAUUUGCUUUCUUUCCAACAUAGGUUUGUUGUAUGAACUGGUUCUUGCAAAUUUCACCUCAGAUUGAAGUACAAUUUUGAAAGUAAAACACAUUACUGUAGACAAAUGAAACAGAUAAUGGACAUAGGCAUGGUAACUAAAAUCAUCAAGCUGCAUAACUUUAUUACGACAUAUAUCUAUUCUGCCUUCAGAGUUCUAAGAGCUUUUUUUUUAAAAAAAAAAUCUCUUUCUUCCCUAAUUACUGUGUCCUCUUGAUAUAUUUUUGAAUUGCCAUCAUUGUAUUAUUCUAACAUAUUUUUUCUUUUAUUUCUUAUAGAUCAAUGGACCAUAAGAAUAAGAGCACUGCCAAAGUGUUUGUCUUGCUUGGCUUUCCAACUUCCAUGGAACUUCAAGUGGUUCUCUUUGUUAUAUUCCUUGUAGCCUACAUUUUGACACUCCUGGAAAAUGUUAUUAUCAUUGCUGUGAUCAAAACCAACCCUUAUCUUAAUAAACCCAUGUAUUUUUUCCUCAGCAACCUCUCCUUCCUAGAAUCAUGGUACAUUUGCGUCAUUGUUCCUAAGUUACUGGUCAACUUCCUAGUGAAAGAAAAUACCAUCUCCUUUGAAGGCUGCAUGACCCAGCUCUACUUUUUCAGUUCCCUCAUCUGUACAGAAUGUGUUCUUCUGGCAGUAAUGGCCUAUGAUCGAUAUGUGGCCAUCUGCAACCCAUUGCGCUAUUCGACCAUCAUGACCCAACAUUUCUGCAUGCAGUUAGCAGUGGGUUCAUGGAUAACUGGAUUUGUGGCUUCAAUGUUGAAGGUUGUCUUCAUAUCUCGACUGCCCUUUUGUGGUCCUCACAUCAUCAACCACUUCUUCUGUGACAUUUCACCCUUGUUACAUAUGGCAUGUGAAGAUAUGACAGUGGCUGAAAUAGUGGACUUUGUUUUGGCUUUAAUAAUUCUGUUAAUCCCAUUGACAGUAACGAUCAUUUCAUACAUCUGCAUUAUCAGAACAAUUCUGGGUAUUCGUUCUGCCCAGGGCCAGAAGAAGGCUUUCUCCACAUGUGCUGCCCACCUCACUGUAGUCACAAUCUUCUUCUCAGCUGCCCUCUUCAUGUAUGCAAGGCCAAAAAGAAUCCAUCCUUUCAAUCUUAACAAAUUGGUUUCUGUUGUAUAUACCAUUGUAACGCCAAUGUUGAACCCUUUCAUUUACUGUUUGAGAAAUCAAGAGAUAAAGGGGGCUGUGAAGAAAGCUUUCCGUACCCACCAAUCCCUGUCUCAAAACUUUGUGCCUAAGGUUGAAUGGGUCAAAUAAUUUAAUCAAAAGAAAUGUCAUUAGCAUUUUCUAGCCUUUCCUUUAUUUUUCUAGAGAGUGGAUUUCUGUGUGUGUUGGGAUAAUAUCAAAGACAGCCUUUUCACGAUAUGCUAAUACUUUGGCAUUACAUUUUUGCUGCCAAUGGCAAAACAACAGGUGUGAAAGAGAAGUUUUAAGAUGGGGCACAAAGAUCUAAAUGGUAGCUUAAGUUCUAAACAUAGAUUUCCAGAAAAAGGGGUGUUUUCAUACUACAGUAGAGUCUCACUUAUCCAACACUCGCUUAUCCAACAUUCUGGAUUAUCCAAUGCAUUUUUGUAGUCACAUCAUGAUAUUUUGGUGCUAAAUUAGUAAAUACAGUAAUUACUACGUAGCAUUACUGCGUAUUGAACUACUUUUUCUGACAAAUUUGUUGUAUAACAUGAUGUUUUGGUGCUUAAUUUGUAAAAUCAUAACCUAAUUUGAUGUUUAAUAGGCUUUUCCUUAAUCUCUCCAUAUCAUCCAACAUAUUCGCUUAUCCAACGAUCUGCUGGCCCGUUUACGUUGGAUAAGCGAGACUCUACUGUAUAAUUGUGAACAAAGCUCCAUGAAAAAUCAGCACAAUUCAUUCUUAUUCUCUGUGACAGCAUCCAACCAUUCACAUAGGCCCGUUCUACACUGCCCCUAUAUCCGAGGAUCUAAUCCUAGAUUACCUGCUUUAAACUGGACUAUAUGAGGCCCCCUCCACACUACUGUAUAAAAUCCCACAUUAUCUGCUUUGAACUAAAUUAUAUGGCAGUGUGAACCCAGAUAACCCAGUUCAAAGCAGAUAUUGUAGAUUAUCUGCCUUGAUAUUCUGGGUUAUAUGGGUGUGUGAAAGGGCCCUGAGUUUCCAUUGCCAGAUAACCUGGGAUAAACAGAUCAUUAGAUCCUGGGAUAUAGGGCCAGUGUGGAAGGGGCUAUAAUCACGUUCCUUUAGACAUGUCCAAUAGAUGGCAGCAAAUGAUAUUGUUUUUUAUAAUGAAGAGUGAACUAUUCAGAGGAAAAGUCAGAAUUACAUCAAUAUCAAAUAUACUCGACAGAAAAAGCAAUUGAAGAGAGGAGCAUGUGUUCUCAGUUUUAAUGAUAUACAUGUUCAAAUAAGAGAAAUGAUAAUCAUUUCCACAAUGCAAGAAAGCGACCAUUUUCAAUAGACAAAAGGUGACUCUUAGGCCUCUUCCAUACAGCUGAAUAAAAUCCCACAUUAUCUGCUUUGAACUGGAUUAUAUGCAGUAUGGACUCAGAUAUCCCAGUUCAAAGCAGGUGUUGUUGGAUUUUCUGCCUCGAUAUUCUGUGUAAUAUGCUUGUGCGGAAGGGCACUUAGUUAAGCUGUUGUUGCUUUAUACUAAAGGAUUCAAAAUUGGUACCAACCAUAGCGCAUUGACAAAUAUCUCUAUAUCUUACACGUAUGUCAUCAAUUGUCAAUAGUCAAACCUUUCAGAGUCCUAAACUGAAUUGAACCUGGUGACUCUUGGAAUACCUGGUGACUCUUGGCAUAUUUUACAUCAUGACAUGAUCCAGUUAUCUAUAAUCAGGAACCAGAUAUUUUUAGAAUAUUAUUUGAUGGCCUAGUAGGUUAUGAUGGUACUGGGGGCGGGAGAGAGAGUAGAGCAAACACCUAUGCCCCCCAUUUCUUGAAUAGCAGAUCUCUGGAGCUGCACCCACCUGUCUUGUUCCAUGGGGGUUGGGAAUGAGAGUGUCCUUGGGACUGGUCUGGGGUUUCAUGCUCAUUCUAGCUCAGGUGAAUUGAGGGUUUGACCCUCAGGUUGUCUUUCCAGGAGAUGUCCAACCAGAAAAAAACCCAGAUUGCAGGUUCUCUCUGGAUCUCAUACAUUUCAUUCAGAGAAACUACGGAGGAAGUCUGGUAGAGAGCCUAGCUAGGUUAUUCCUCCAAUUUGCUCUUCUCAAGGAAUAUUUAAAUAGAUGAUAAUUUAAAUAAAUUGAUCCACAUUUCAAACCAUUUAACAUGUGUGGUCUCAUUAUUUCAUGGAUAAUAGUUCAGC